Molecule: messenger RNA, 1710 nt
Organism: Panicum virgatum (switchgrass)
Lineage: Eukaryota; Viridiplantae; Streptophyta; Magnoliopsida; Poales; Poaceae
Product: protein FAR1-RELATED SEQUENCE 5-like
Exons: 1
Coding region: 1-1710 (569 amino acids)
Biological process (GO): regulation of DNA-templated transcription
Molecular function (GO): zinc ion binding
Source: RefSeq, a predicted model, not a curated record
AUGACUUUUGGAAGGACUCAGCUGAAAAAUCUGAAGCAAGCUGAUCGGUUGAAGAAAAUUGGGAAUACUGAUAUACAGAGUACAUUGAACUAUGUGAAGAAACUUCAAAAGGAUCAGCCAGGGUUCUACUAUUCUAUGAGAACAGAUGAGGAGAACAUAGUUAAAAGUAUUUUUUGGACAGAUUCGUCAUCAAGGUUGAACUAUAAGUUAUAUGGAGAUUUCAUUUCAUUUGAUACCACUUUUAGCACAAACAAAUACAAUAUGCCAUUUGCCCCAGUAGUAGGUAUAAAUGGUCAUGGAAGAACUGUGAUUUUUGGAUAUGCUCUUCUAGAGAAUCAAAAAGCAGAGACAUUCAGUUGGGUGUUCAAUACCCUGAUGGAAGUAAUGGAUGGAAAACGACCAGGAAUAAUAAUAACGGAUCAAGAUGCUGCCAUGAAGAAAGCAAUAUCAGAAAUAUUUGGGUCAGAAAUUCAUAGGAACUGUUUUUGGCAUAUAAUGAGGAAUGCGAGGGAAAAUCUAGGAACAAUAUUGAAAGAGAAACCAGAGUUUGGAAAAGAGUUGGAGAGGGUCAUUUAUGGAUCAAUCAAUAAAGAAGAAUUUGAUCAAGGGUGGAUUGCAGUGCUAGAAAAGUAUAAUGAAAUAGAAAAUUCAUCAUUGAAACUGAUGUGGAAUUCAAGAAGUAUGUGGGCACCAGCAUACUUCAUGCAUGUGUUUUGUCCAUUCAUUAAGACUACUGGAAGAAGCGAAAGCACAAAUGCUUCUUUUAAAGAUUAUGUGAAGAGAAAGGAUAGAAUCGAAACAUUUCUGCAGCAAUGUGAGAUAUUCCAGGAAGAACAAGCUGAGACAGAAAGAAGGGAUAGAUUUGAGUCAAAUGUUCAAGAGCCAGUGUUUGCUAGUAUGCAUCUGAUUGAAAGGCAUGCAGCUCAGGUGUACACAAGAAAUAUUUUUCUGAAAUUCCAGAAAGAAAUACACUAUUCUUCAGCAUACUCUAUAGAAGAAAUAGAAAACAAUGUGAAAUACAAAGUUCAUAGGUUGAUUGACCAUGAUGACAUUGAGUUUUACAGGAAGAGUUUUGAUAUAGAAGUUGACAAGGGCAAUAAUACAUAUGAAUGCAUUUGCAAAAAGUACAAGAGAGAUGGAAUUCUUUGUUGUCAUGUGCUAAGAUUAUUUACACAGCUUUGCAUUAACAAUAUACCAGAAAAAUAUAUCAAGGAAAGAUGGACUAAAGCCUACUUGGAAGACGAACUAAAAAAGGAGAAGCUUAAAGCAGUCGAGGAUGUUGGGAAAUCAGGUGAUGAAGCAGUAUUGCGGCAUGCUAUGAUGGUAAAUGCUUUUUCCGAAAUGUGCUCUAAAGUCUGCAAUGAUUCAGUGAAAAGUGAUGAGUUGAUGAGGCAAGUUGAAACUUUUUUCAAGAAGUUUGAGAGUAAGGAGGUUGCUGUUAGUCAAACCAGUGAGGUCAUGUACAAAGAUCCUCCAAUUGUUCAAGCAGUUAGUGUUGAUUUAGGGCACAGAUUAUUUCGGCCAGCAGAGAAAAGUAAGGAAAAAAAGAUCCAACAAGAGAGAGCUGCAGCUAAGAAAAAAGCAAAUCCAAAAAAGCAGGGUGAAAAUGAGAAGAUAACAAAGGCUAAGAAGUCAAAGCAAACAAAGACAAAGGAAGUUUGUGAUGUUGUUCCAUCUGUACAGGAUGCAAAUCUAAAUAUCUGUAGUUGA